AUGGGAAAUUGUUGUUCGACAAAGAAAGGAACCAACGGUGACAUUGACGACAUCAAAGAAAGAAGAAGACACACUUCACAUUCCACAUCACAGUUAAAGUUCAAGGGCGUACGACUGUCAGGCAACAGCAGUAGUCCCAAUAUCAAUAGUCAUUCGGGCGUUGACAGUAGUAGUGACGACAGCAGUAGCGACGACAGUAGCGAUAGUGGCAGUGGAAGUGCCGGUAGCAACAAUAGACGAGAUAGACACGACAACAGUCUGGGACUCUUCAAACGACUGUCCACCACAUUUAUCAAUUCUUCAGAGAUGAAACCUCUCACUGAGCAGAAGCGACACUCCAACUCACAAAUUAGUAUCUCGGCCGACGGCGACUUUACUCUCUCUGCUCAAGACUCAAACUCUGUUAUGGACGAUUCACAUGCUAUUUACUUCACCAAGCCGGCCAAACAACAUCAAAGACAACUGUCUACUGAGAGGUCCGGACUCGGUCCACAAUUCAAGACACCACUGGCUAUCCCACAACAUAUGCGCAUGGAGGGCUUCCAGAGGGCCAAGCAUAAUUCAACUUCAUCCCUUUAUAUCAAGAGCACUCUGUCCACUCCUGACAAUGAUGAGAUACUCAAAUGCAUGGCAAACGCACUUCUAUAUCAUAUCGAGAGAGGAACUCAUUCACCACAAAAGACCUUUGAGAUAUUCAGUGAAGAGAAAUAUCCUAUCACUAAAGGAAAGUUGGACUUUAAAAUGCUACCAACAGUUGAUACUAUAUAUAAGUUCCUUAGAGAUAUAUUUAAAGCUGAAAGAUUGGACUCUGAAUGUGCAAUAAUGUGUCUAGCAUAUAUAGAGAGAAUUAUUACAUUCUCAGGGACAACAAUCAGCUCGACCAACUGGAGAAGGAUCGUACUGUCUGCACUGAUACUGGCGUCCAAAGUUUGGGAGGACCAAUCUGUAUGGAACGUAGACUUCUUGCCCGUGUUUGACAAUCUGACCGCCACCGACCUGAAUAAUUUAGAGCGUCAGUUCCUUGCACUGAUUCAGUACAAUGUUAGCUUAACUGCUAGUGUUUAUGCCAAGUAUUACUUUGAACUACGAACCUUUUCACAGUUGGAUACAUCUCAAUUCCCACUGAAACCUCUGGAUAGAAUUGGUGCCAAGCGUCUGGAAGACCACUCAUUGGCCUCUGAAUACAGAGUCAAGACCUUCAAGCGCAGUGCUAGUGUGGACCAAAUCAAUCCUCCAGAGCCUCAUACACGUGCUGUCUUGAACUGA
Messenger RNA from Acytostelium subglobosum LB1, 1266 nucleotides. RefSeq lists its product as hypothetical. Gene Ontology annotation, cellular component: plasma membrane. Bases 1 to 1266 code for a protein of 421 amino acids. The record is from RefSeq and is a predicted model, not a curated record. Gene Ontology annotation, molecular function: protein kinase binding. NCBI's taxonomy places the organism in Eukaryota, Evosea, Eumycetozoa, Acytosteliales, Acytosteliaceae. The transcript has 4 exons. Gene Ontology annotation, biological process: regulation of cyclin-dependent protein serine/threonine kinase activity.